Messenger RNA from Cottoperca gobio, 3942 nucleotides. It is a transcript of the gene msl2b, whose product is annotated as MSL complex subunit 2b. The coding region runs from base 691 to 2502 and encodes 603 amino acids. The transcript has 3 exons. NCBI's taxonomy places the organism in Eukaryota, Metazoa, Chordata, Actinopteri, Perciformes, Bovichtidae. Gene Ontology annotation, cellular component: MSL complex. Gene Ontology annotation, molecular function: ubiquitin protein ligase activity. Gene Ontology annotation, biological process: protein ubiquitination. The record is from RefSeq and is a predicted model, not a curated record.
ACGGAGCCACGGAGCCUCGGUGUGACAUAAUAAAUGCUUUGUGUGACACCAGCUCUGGACCGACGUGAGAGCACGGGACGAGCAUGCAUGUGGACUAUGGAAAUAUUGGGGGAGACCACUGCAAACCGGAGCACUUUGUCACGAAAGCCCCUGUUUGAAUCUCGGGGUGUCUGCUGCUAGCUAACCAGCUGUAAGUAACGUUAAAAGGCCACUGACGGAAGAAAGAGCGCCACACGAUGCUUUGUGUAAUCAUAACUCACGGACUGUACGGAGACAAGCCGAAUCGACUGGGAUAAACCGACGUGUAUAUGCAUACCCGGCCUGCUUGUGGAUGCAUUUAUAAUCGUGCCGACCAAAAGCAGCAGUACUUUCACAGCUGGGACAUCACUUUGAGAAUGGAUUGCAUUUGAUUUGGGAUGAGUAACCUCGAUUGCGCCCUGCGCAGACUGCUAUAUAUGUUGGAUUUACCGACUGGGAAUUGAAGCCGUGUUAUCCAUCUAUGCGCUCUUCAAAGCCACCAGACUUCAUUGACAAAAACUGUAAUUUUACCGCACAGAGCACGGGAGUUGCUGGUCUACUGCUGCCUCCAUCGGUUACUUUGUUUGUGUUAUUGUGCGACUUUGGGGUUUUAACGUAUUAAUACAUCUUAACGGACCGGACCGGACUGGAGCCCCGGGACAGGCAGCUGAGAUGAACCCGGUGAAUGCGACUUCUCUCUACGUGUCCGCGAGCCGAUCGGUGCUGCAGUGCGACCCCCGAGACCCCCGGGCCCUGGCGGAGCUCUGCAAGUUGCUGCCGUUUUUCCGCCAAUCUCUGUCCUGCUUGGUCUGUGGUAACCUGCUGCAGGACCCCAUCGCUCCCACCGACUCAUCAUGUCAGCACUACGUCUGUCGAGGCUGUAGAGGUCAGAGGAUGCAGCUGAAGCCGUCCUGUAGUUGGUGUAAGGACUAUUCCCGCUUUGAGGAAAACAGGCAGCUCUCCUUGCUUGUCCACUGUUACAGGAAGCUCUGUCUCUACAUCACCCAGUCGCCGCUCGCCCCGCACAUAGCCAGCGCCGCCAGUGACUCGCCGGACCUCCAGGCCAUCCUCAACGAGGGCCUCACGUUGGCUGAGAGCGAGCCAGAGACGGAGGACAUUUCAGAUUCACUCAGCCUGUCGCAGAAGGCCUCCACCUCCAAUGUGGUCCAGCCUGAUGAAGCUCCUCCUACGAAGGAGCUCAAGGUGGAGGAGCCGAGCCCCGUCAGUGUUAACGGGCUGCAUGAUUGUAACGGUCUGGUCAGUUCGGACUCUCUGCAACCCAUCACCAUAGAAACAGGUGGAGGUGUCGCAAAGCAGGAGAGCUUUUCGGAAGAGAUUCCUGUGUGUGUGAGCGUCACAGGGGGGCCGGUGCUCUGUGAAAUCAGCACUUUCGGGGAUGAGCUGAAACAUGGCGGGGGGCCAUUGUUGUUGAGUGUUGAGGAGGUGCUCAGGACUCUGGAGACAGACACUGAGCCUGAUCCCAUCCCCCAGCUGGACUGCCCCCCCUCUGUACCUCAGUCCAGCCUCAACAGACCUCACUGUCCAGCCGGCCCUGACUCCUCCCGCCUUAUCCCUUGCCUCCCCCGAGGAAACAGCCCUCGCCCCCUCCAACCUCACCCACAGCCCUCACUGCAGCCUCCCCCUCAACCCUCCAUAGUCAUCCCCCAUGUCCCCCCUCGGUACCAUCGCAAGCGCUCCCGCUCAGAAAGCGACAGCGAGAAGGUGCAGCCCCUCCCCAUCUCCAGCCUCUUACAAGGACCUCCCCUCGGUGCCAACAGCUCACCCCAUCACCCUUACCCCGGUGCCACCACCAAACAGGAGCCUAAGUUUCCUGCAAUCACGCCCCACCCGCACCUGGCCCCGGUGCCGAAUGGUGGUCCCCCGAAGGUGGGCAAGACUGUGCUCAUUACCAACAAGGUGCUGAAAAAGACAGUUGAGCACCACGGGGUCCCCAAGAAGGCUUACACCAAAGCCAGACAAGGGACCCCCAAGCCCCGUACACAACCCCGUGACAGAGUACCCCCACACCCCCAUGCUCACCCCUUGACACACCCACCCAGCCCCUCGAAGCCACUGUAUAAAAAGCCUGUGGAGAAGAAGGGCUGCAAGUGUGGCCGAGCCACACAGAACCCCUCGGUGUUGACCUGUAGGGGGCAGCGCUGCCCCUGCUACUCCAACCGCAAGGCGUGUCUGGACUGUAUCUGCCGCGGCUGCCAGAACUCCUACAUGGCCAACGGAGAGAAGAAGCUGGAAGCCUUUGCCGUGCCGGAGAAAGCUCUGGAACAGACUCGUCUCACGCUAGGCAUCAAUCUCACCAGUAUCACCGCAGCGGCGCUCCGUAGCCCGGCAACGAGCUCUCCCGGCAACACCCUUCUCAACGUCACCACAGCUACAGGGGCGCCCGUCACGGCCAGCUUCUUAUCGGGGGCGGGGCACGACAACAGAGGCUUUGAGGAUUCACUGGAGAUGCGGUUUGACUGCUGAGGUCUCGCCUCUCCUCUGGUCAGUCGUUACGCACAUUCCCCGCCCCGCCAGCUGGGCGUUAUCCAUCCGGGCGUGAACAAGGCAGCUACAGUGACGGGCGAUGGCGAGGGUCACCGGCUGAAGCUGAGGAGUCGUCCUCCAUCCAUCGGCCAAACCUGCACCGUGCUCGUGGUCUUGCGUACAGAUGCAGUGUGAAAGAGGAGGUGUAGUGUUACUGUGUGCGCAGAGAUGACCUUACAGUGGGGAGAGUUUAUUUUUAGUUUUCUUCUCUACUAUGGGUCACGUGUAGAGCAUGUUGUGUCGCUAAGUUGGGAGUGUCGACCGUGGUGUGUGUGUAUGUGUGUGUGUGUGUGUGUGUGCGAGCAUGUGAGUGUGUAUGUGUGAGGGGAAGGCUUUGGUUUGGAGAUUAAACUUAUUAGUAGGAACGGCGACAUCGUCAGAGACUGGUGUAAUUUAUAUAGAAAUAACUUUUUGUACGUGGAGGAAUCCGUUUCCAUUGAAGAAGACAUUUUAUGAUAUAUUUUAUAAGUUACAUUCACAACCGAUGGAAGACGGUGCAGGAGCAGACCUGCUUUCAACCAGAAUAUUUUCACACGGGUAAAAAGGUAGAUUGUGUUUUGUCUAUUCUGCUAGGCCACUAAAAUAAAAAGAGAGACUCUUGAAGAACAACCUGAACAUGACUGCUAUAAAGUUAAAUUGACAUUAAUACGUUUUUUGAUAUCUUUUCGCGUCAAGAACCAGGAUGUGAAUUUAACACCACCAGCCAAAUGUAAGUUUCAGUUUUGUCUGUUGAAUGUUUAUACUCUGUGAGUCACUGUCAGACACCCAAACAUUAUUCUAAAAUGUUGUUGUAUACUAAAAAACAUAUGAAACUGGUGAAAUGGUUAUUUUUGGAGUCAACCAACCAUUGUGGCUGGUGGAGGACAGGACCUCCCUGGUUUGCUGUUAGAUACGUCGGCGAUGCGAGUUAUCCUGUUUAAUCAUUUGUGUGUUCUUGUAUUAAGCACUUUUCCCAUGUUUCCACACUGGCCACAUCUUUAAAGCACCACAUCUGUGUUUGUGUUUAAAACUCUGGUUGAUCGCAGGCUCGGCACAUUGUUAUUCACAGGUGUUUGGUCUGGAAGCGACACACAUGCUGCUAAAUACCACAGAGGACACGAGAAGGACGGCACACCUGUUCCCCCCUCAUCUUUUAUUAAUUUCUUUUUCUUUUUAAUAAGUUGCGUUAAUAACAUUUGCAGUAUUUAUUGGACGUCUCCAAGCGUAGGUUGCCUGUCGAGCGUCGAUUCAGUCUGGACUGUUUCUGUCUCGGUUAAGUUGCCGUCUCCUGCUUAGUGUUUGUCUCCAAGUGCUUUUUUUGUUCUCCCUCGGGGCAUUUCAAUACCUGUAAUAUAACUGUAACAUAUUUCCACAGAAAAGAAAGAAAAUCAAAAACUUAAA